Malurus melanocephalus (red-backed fairy wren) is the source of this 3768-nucleotide messenger RNA. RefSeq names its product thrombomodulin (gene THBD). NCBI's taxonomy places the organism in Eukaryota, Metazoa, Chordata, Aves, Passeriformes, Maluridae. Gene Ontology annotation, cellular component: external side of plasma membrane; membrane; extracellular matrix. Gene Ontology annotation, biological process: cell migration. The transcript has a single exon. The record is from RefSeq and is a predicted model, not a curated record. Gene Ontology annotation, molecular function: extracellular matrix protein binding; transmembrane signaling receptor activity; extracellular matrix binding. The coding region runs from base 46 to 1665 and encodes 539 amino acids.
CCAUGCACAGCUCGGCGGCGCCGCCGGCCGCCCCCUCCGCGGGCCAUGCGGCCGCUGCUGCCGCUGCUGCUGCUCGCGACGGUGGCGCUGGGACAGCCGGGGGAGCCGUCGCUGUCCCCCGCGGGCGCGCAGUGCGUGGAGCAUGAGUGUUUCGCCGUGUUCUGGGGCUCCCGGCCCUUUUCUGCCGCCAGCGAUGUGUGCGAGCGGGGCGGGGGGCACCUCAUGACCGUGCGCUCCACCGUGGCCGAGGAGGCGAUCGCGCUGCUGCUGCAGAACCGCGAGGGGCGGCUCUGGCUCGGGCUGUCGCUGUCGCCCUCCUUGUCCUGCACCGAGCCCUCCCGGCGGCUCCGCGGAUUCCGCUGGGUCACCGGCGACCGCGGCACCGAUUACACCAACUGGGCGCCGUCGGGGCGGCGCUGCGGCGAGCGCUGCGUGACCGUGUCCCGGGAGCUGCGCUGGGAGGUGCGGCGCUGCGAAGAGGCGGCCGACGGCUUCCUCUGCCAGUACAGCUACGGCGACAGCUGUCCCCGCCUGGCCGCCCCGCACGGGGUCUCCGUCACCUACGCCACCCCUUUCGGCGCYCGCGGAACGGAGUUCCUGGCGCUGCCUCCGCGCAGCGUGGUUUUCGUCCCUGAUUUAGGGCUGGAGCUGCGCUGCGACGAGGACGGGGACGGAGCGGGGUCGCGCUGGGGCCGCGACACUCCGGGAGCGUGGACGUGCGAGCUGGCCGGCGGCGGCUGCGCGGGGACGUGCGGAGAGGACGGCGGGCGGCCGCGCUGCUCCUGCCCCGAGGGCUCGGUGCUGGGCGCGGACGGGCGCGGGUGCCGCUCGCCCUGCGCGGGGGCGCCGUGCCAGCACCACUGCGUGGUGGCCGGCGGCUCCUUCGUGUGCAUGUGCUCCGAAGGGUACCGGCUGGCGGCCGACGGCAGCAGCUGCGAGGACAUCGACGACUGCGCCGCCGAGCCCGGGCCGUGCGAGCAGGAGUGCGUCAACACCAAGGGCGGCUUCGAGUGCCGCUGUCACAGCGGCUACACGAUGGUGGACGGGCACUGCGAGCGGCUGUCGCCCUGCUUCGAGGCGCCGUGCGAGCAGCGCUGCGAGGAGCUGCCCUCCGGCUACCGCUGCGCCUGCCACCCCGGCUACGCCGUGCACCCGCUGGAUGUCACCCGCUGCGUCCUGUACUGCAACGCCACCGAGUGCCCGGCYGUGUGCGACGACGGAGGGGCCUGCGAGUGUCCCGAGGGCUUCGUGCUGGACGACGAGGAGCUGUGCGUGGACAUGGAUGAAUGCGACAGCGGUCACUGCGAGUUCAACUGCACCAACACCCCGGGCGGCUACCAGUGCCACUGUCCCCCCGGCUACCAGGUCCUGAACAACGAGUGCGCCCUGGAGGGAGAUGGCGAGGAAACGUUCUCGGGGGAUAUGGAAACCGUCCCGCACACGCCCGUCCCCAGCCGACCCCCCCCGAAAGCGGAGCGGCUGCACCCCGGGGUGCUGGUGGGCAUCGCCGCGGGUGCCCUCCUGAGCCUUUUGGCCCUGCUGGCUCUGGGAUUGCACCUGGCCAGGAAGCGCUGCCGUUCCCACGGCUCCAUGGAUUACAAGUACAGCGGCCCCCAGGAGAAGGAGCUCGGACUUCAGCCGGUCCCCUCCGGACAGAAACCGUAGGGACAGCAGGCAGGACGGACAGUGGGAGGCGGAACUGGGUGACGUUUACUCCCCCCCCCCCCCCCCAGCUCCCCAGUUGGAAUUUUUAAUGAUAAUUAGAAAAAAAACUGUGAGCACCCCACUUUCCAAAGUAUUCCCUUCUUCCCAGCCGGCUCUUGGAAUGCUGGUGCCGGGGAAAUGGGAAAGAAGAACACAGAGACGCUGCUCCAUUCCUGCCUCCUUGGCGUUCAGCUUUCCUUUUCCAGAGCCGGUGGUCGGGAAAACCGCAAGGAAAAACCCAGGAGGGGCGGCUCCAUGUGGAAAUGACUCUAAAUCUGUGGGAUGAGGGCACGGUGUGACCAAGGCRGGGACUGUGGAAGGACUCUAGGAUCCCAAUCCUUCUCCUGGGAAUUGUGUGCCGAGCUGRAGAGGAUGGUUUUCCUGAGCUGGGAGUCUCCUGCUUUUCUUUGGGAUGGGGUUGGUUUGUUUUGGGCUGAGGGGUGAUGGAAGAAGGAGCCUCCCUGUUGUGGGAGGCACUUGUCACCUUAAGUCCCUGGUGACAGCAGGGACCCGGCUCAGUGUCACCGAGGAGGGGCUAAAAUCCCUGAUUCCUGUUCCCUGUCACUAUUUUUUGCGCGAUGUGGAGGUGAAAUAGGGACACCAAGGCUGCCGGGGUGAGUUGUGUAGGAAAAGUUUGUGGUGCUGCGGAGCCACAUCCAAUUCCUUCCCUGAUUUUCCACUGUUGUUGCCUCAAAUUGUUGCUUUGGGGCUAUUUUUAUGACCCCUCCUGCCCACAGAGAUUUCCCCUGUUUUCCCUCAUCCAGGGCUGACUCUAUCCCAAGGCAAAACAUUCCCACGGGGCAGGAUCCAGCGCGCUGCUCAUUCCCAGCCACGGAUUGAGGGGAAUUCUGGAAAAUGAUCUGCUUCUCUAGUUCCAUCAUUCCCUGGGGAGCCAAGGGGGGGGUCUUGCUCCGACGGCUGUUGAGGCGAGAAUGUCGGAGCCGGCGCUGACAGCUUUAUGCCAGUGAAAUAUUAUCCUGGAGCAGUGGAAGUUUUGGAAGCCUGGGAUCAGAGCCGGGGGAUUCUGUUCCCCACAUCCGUCCUUCCCACACGAUAAAAUUCCUAGCAUGCAGCAUCCCUCCUGGAAUGCUAAAGCUCCGCUGCAAAUUCCCAGGAAAAUCAAAAUAGAGGCGUUGUAGGAGCUGUAGUUUUCCUAAGAGGUCAUUAUCCYGAAAGUCAGAUAACUGAGGGUCGUGUCCAUGCAUCCCUCGGGAUGGAUUAAAAUGAAACCACAUGGAACGAUGGCUGUAAAUCUAUGGAUGUGUCAGGUUUAUUUUAGGACAAUUUGGCUGCAGUGGGAAGGAUGGAGCUGUUUUGAUUCUUCAUAAUUCUCCAUGAUUAUCCAGAAAUAGAUAUCAAAACAUAAAGGUGUCACUUGGGAAAACAUCCAAGGAAAAGGAAGGGGAAGGAAGGAGAAGAAUUGAGAGUGGAAAGACCCUGAUAAAAGGCAUCAUCCCGCCUGCAGGAYCUGCUUCCCAUGGAUCUUUCCUUUAUCCCAAAGUUUGUUUUUCCUGGUCACCCUCGAGUGUCCCGUGGGAAGAUUUUGCCACCACACCCCCAAAAACUCCUUCUCUCCCUCUUAUCUCGAAGUCCCACUGCGGAGUUUUAUCUUAUCAAAAAUUCAUUCCGUGGCCUUAUGGUGCUGGAGUCCUGAAUUUCCGGCACUCCCUGUUUUAUCCCCCCUCCUCGGCACAUUUGUAAAUUCUUAUUUAUUUAUUGGACUUUUWCCCUGCGUGAUGGAAUUGUCAGUUUGAGAUCCUGUGUGGACACCAAUAAAGCUUUGCCAGUCUGGUUUAAAGGAGCUGCUCAGGGAAUUUUCUUUCUCCCCUCCCCAAAAAUUUCCUCCAGAAACCCAGGAAAUUCAGGACACCACUGAGAUGAAAACRCUCCCCGCUGGUCACUUCUCCAGUGGGAUUAAAAGGGAAGGAAUGAGCCAUAAAUAAUGGACAACGCGGAUAACAUUCCAAGCACAAAGUUAACCCCCAAAUAAACUGGAAGUGGCUCAUUCCAUGGGACUUCAGUACUGUUCCUCACCCCGGGGUAUCAAGUUCACCAAAAUUUGGU